Owenia fusiformis is the source of this 3193-nucleotide messenger RNA. Lineage: Eukaryota; Metazoa; Annelida; Polychaeta; Sabellida; Oweniidae. The record is from the annotation of a GenBank genome assembly.
CAAAUCGAGGCUUCAAAAUAAAAAUUUGGAAAAAUAUACACAAAACAUCUCAAGAUUUAUGAUUUUCUCAGAUUGAGGGGUGGAUUAUUUUGAUAAUACAUAGAUUUUUAUAAUAAAUGGAUAUCAACGUACGCAUAACUCAAAAUUCAUCUGGAACAAUAAUGGAAAAAGCAGUUUUUAGAGGCGGAAUAAGUCCUGUCUAAAAAAUGGGAAAAAUGGAACUUUUCUUUUCUUGGAACAAAACUAAAUUUAGGCCUAGUAGGAUCUGAUCCAAAAGUCAAUACUAUAAGUAAAUGAUGGGAACUGUAAUGUGGCUGAAAAAUUCUGUAGUUCAUCUCGUCGUGAUCUUUAUGGUGAGGUGCCAUACUGUCCAAUCUUGUGGUGGAACCCUAACAAAAACCUCUGGCUGGUUCACAUCACCUGGCUACCCAGGUGCAUACAAGUCACACACCAAAUGUGAUUGGUUAAUUCGAAGUAACCAAUCAGGACAGAUUCAAUUGCAUUUCACUGAUAUAAGAUUAGCUAGGCCAGCAUACGCAAACUACAUACAGCUUUUUGAUGGUAUAUCACCAAAGGCUAGGAAUAUUACAACCUUUAUUAACUUUGUAAAGCCUGACCAGAUUUUUGAAUCGACAAGCAAUGCAUUAUAUAUAAGCUUCAGGACAGAUGAUAAUUCACAAUCCUACAGAGGCUUUAAUGCAAGUUACCAAGUGAAAUCUUGUCCCAAUAAGAAGGAAACACGUGAAAGGGGGAUCAUCUACAGUCCAUCAUACCCACAAUUCUACCCCGACAAUGACUGCAUGCAAUGGUCUUUAGACAAUAUAGAAGAAGGUGGCAUUGUCACCAUAAGUUUUUCCAAGAUGGACAUCAAACCUGAUGCAGAUGGACAAUGCAAUGGCGAUUACAUAAUGUUUGGUCCUGUGCCUUUAUCUAAAAAGAUCUGCGGGACUUUAGGCGAGGAUCCCCCACCAGUGUAUAUCUCUACACACAACCCAUUGAUUUGGAUUAAAUUUAAUUCCAAUAACCAAAAUGCAGGAAGGGGGUUUGUUCUCACAUAUAUAAUUGAUGUAGUGUCUCCAACAGUGUCCCCAUUAAAACCAUGCGCCAUUGAUGAAUUCAAGUGCAACAACUCAAAGUGCAUCUAUGACAACUGGCACUGCAAUGGGGCUGAUGAAUGUGGCGACAAUUCUGAUGAGAUUGAUUGUAAAGGUCGUGUCACAGCCCAGCCUAGUAUAUGCGGAUUUGGCAAGUUUGGCUGUAUCUCUAAUGAAACACAAGAAUUCUCAUGUCUUUGGAACUUCAAACGCUGUGAUAAUGUCAUACAUUGCCAAGAUGGGUCAGAUGAGGAAGGAUGUAAUAACACUAGUCAGUGUGGGGCAGUGUUAGAAAAAGCUCCUGGGUAUUUUACGACCCCGAACUAUCCAAAGAAGUACCCUCAUAACUUUGACUGCGAAUGGCUUAUCUUAGUGGAACCAACCAAGAAAGUACAGCUGAGGUUCAAGGACUUUGACCUUGAAAACAAUGUCCUUACGGAUUACAUCAAGGUGUAUGAUGGGAAAAAUGCUAAAGCUCCUCUGAUUGGUCAGUAUUAUGGCGAGCAAAUUCCACCCAAUGUAAUAGAUGGCUCUAAGAGUGAACUCUUUGUGACGUUCCAUUCAGAUAAAAGUUCAUCCGCUAAGGGCUUCAAUGCUACAUACCAAGUUAAAGGUGAAUGUUUACCUAUUGAGCAAGCCCCUUGUAAAUAUGGGGAAGAUGAUUGUUAUGCCAUAAAGGAAAGGUGUGAUGGUGUGUGGAAUUGUAAGAAACAUGGAGGAGAUGAGAGAGGAUGUGGUGCGUGUGUGGAGAAGGCAUUUGCAUGUUCUCCAGGGGGAAGCCAGUGCUAUUCUGAGGCAGAACACUGUAAUGGACUGGGACACUGCUAUGAUUCUAGAGAUGAACAAGACUGUAAUUCUGAUGUGUGCGGCCCCCACAAUGGAACCUUCCUUUGUCGUAACAGGAAGUGUAUCUAUGAGUCAUGGCACUGUGAUGGAACGAAUGAUUGCUCUGACGGGAGUGAUGAAGAGAACUGUUCAGGUAUGCCAUCCGUGCGUGUUAUAACAGCAGCUGUGGUUGGCUCCCUUGUCUGUUGUUUGUUGCUGGUGAUCGCAUUUGGUUGUACAUGUAAACUGUAUGCCAUGCGAUUGCAAGAACAACACGGUGGUCCACGCUACCAGUCGCCUUUGACACGCUACCAGAUCAUGGCCUUCAACCAGAGGCCAGUGCCACCUACUUACGAUGAAGCCAUGCAGAAUUCCAGAUCAUUUGAUGAUGUACAGAGAGAGUAUGUAGAGCGGGCCCGCACCACAGGGAGACGUGGGCGACGAAAUCGGGGUCAAGGUCGUCAGAGGUCAAGAGACUCCCAACCCAUUCAGGACAAUGUCAGUCCAGGAGAUCGUGCCAUGGAUAAUACACAAAGAGGUAACGGUGUUAUAAAUGAUGGAUUUGAUUCUGAAGGGCUACCUUCUGGAUCAGAUAAUCCCCAGGGAGCAGAAGCCCCACCCAGAGGGCCUAUACAAACUCUAUUCAAUAUACACCCACCCUCAUUGUUGGACUCCGAUGAUGGGUCUGUGCAGACAUCUAUUAGCGUUUCUAGGGCAACGGGUGUAACAGCUGAAUGGCAUCGUCAUGCCAGACCUAAAAAUGCUCAAAAUUCUAAUAACAGUGCAGUAGUACCUACCUCAAAUGAUCCAGGGAUCGAUGGGGGUAGCAUCCAGAGUGUCCCCAGUAGGGGUUACGAAUCAUCUGACGAUUCAGUCUUAUUAUCAUUAGAUGAGGAUGAUAAAGAUCUGAACGAUGAAACAUCUCUCAUCAAUAUUUCUGCUAAUUCUCAAACUGCUCCAUCUGGGGAGCAGAAUCGGUCCAGGACGAACAGACAGAUUCAAGAUGGCGGGACUUCAGAUGGGGAUAGUAUACAAUCAGAAAGUAUGGAAAUGAGCGGAAGACUGUAUAGGAAUCAGAAUAUAUCGAGACUUUCUAUUAGCUCUGAUGUAUCAAUUGAGGACUUGGAAUCAGAUGUUCCUUUAUUGCUGCCAUAAAUCGUCAUAUCAAAAGUCCAGGAUGAAGUUUCUCAAAAAUGUAGAAUAUGAUUCUUUAUAUUCCAUUCUAGUUUCCUUAAUUGCCAUUGAACCAUAUUGAAAAUGGAAAGUUAAAAUUA